AGACGUAGCCAAAAAUGAAUCGGCUUGCGAUUUCUGUUGUACUUUUCAUCUGUAGUUCAGCUUUCGUUUGCGAGGCUGCCAGUGAUUGUUCCUGUGAACUGUACGUGUUACAAACCCUUCAGGCUGAAAAGGAGAACGCUUUGGCAUCCGCAAAAGAGUUGCCUUUCACUUAUUUUGAGGACUGCCAAGAUGCGUUUAAUCAAGGGUAUGUGAAAAGUGGCGUUUAUCCCAUAAAACCACCAUCAUCGGCAAGGCCUUUUAAAGUGUGGUGCGACAUGGAAACUGAUGGAGGUGGCUGGAUUGUUAUACAAACGCGAUUCGAUGGAUUAGAGGAUUUCUACAGGACAUGGGUCGAAUACCGAAAUGGAUUCGGCAGUGUAUUCAGUGAACAUUGGCUCGGUCUCAACUACAUUCGUCAUAUAACGCAAAAUGGGGACUACGAAUUGCUAAUCGAAUUUACUGGGUACAGACCCGGAGAGUAUGCUAAUGCUAGAUAUUCAACGUUUAUGGUUGGCUCUGAGGAUGAGAAAUACAGACUGUAUGUGGGCAAAUACAGCAGUGACUACGGAAAAAUAAAAGACGCCUUAACAACGCACAACGGAAGCAUGUUCACCACGAAAGACAGUGACAACGAUGAGCAUACGAACAACUGUUCUGCUGACAUGGCAAAAGGAGGUUGGUGGUACAAAAAGUGUUACGGGUCGAAUUUGAACGGAGUUUGGAUGAGCGAAGCAAAAGCAUUGGCGACUGAGGGAACGCAAACAACUUCAAAUGUGAGCGGACUAACAUGGAGAUAUGUUUUUGGUAAUCUAAAUACAUUUUACAGUUUGAAAAGCGUCGAAAUGAAGGUAAGGCGCUGUUGAUUGCAUUUUUGAUUUGAAAUAAAAUAUUCUGAAGCAUAA
This is a messenger RNA of Bradysia coprophila, 902 nucleotides long. RefSeq names its product ryncolin-1-like. The record is from RefSeq and is a predicted model, not a curated record. Lineage: Eukaryota; Metazoa; Arthropoda; Insecta; Diptera; Sciaridae.